Stegostoma tigrinum is the source of this 1129-nucleotide messenger RNA. RefSeq names its product probable G-protein coupled receptor 139. NCBI's taxonomy places the organism in Eukaryota, Metazoa, Chordata, Chondrichthyes, Orectolobiformes, Stegostomatidae. Gene Ontology annotation, biological process: G protein-coupled receptor signaling pathway. Bases 89 to 1129 code for a protein of 346 amino acids. The record is from RefSeq and is a predicted model, not a curated record. Gene Ontology annotation, molecular function: G protein-coupled receptor activity. The transcript is spliced from 2 exons. Gene Ontology annotation, cellular component: membrane.
UGCCAGCUCCCUGGCGAACACAGGGCCAGCGCCUCGACAGAGAGAGAGACAGAAAGAGGAAGAGAUCAGAUUCUGUGGGCAACCGACUAUGGUCGUUACGACAAUGCAUCGAGGUUUCUAUGAUGGACUUUACUGGCUGUCCCAGGACUGGAUAUCUCUGCCGUCUCGGAUCCAGGAUGUGCUUUGGGUUACUCAGGGUGUCUACUACCCCAUUCUGGCUAUCGUUGGAGUUCCAAUGAACACAGUGACGCUCGUGAUCCUCUCUCGCAAAAAGUGCGGUCUCUCCAAAUGUGUCACCUCUUACCUGGUGGCCAUGGCAGCGACAGACCUAAUGAUCAUUAUCGUCGACUUGAUAUUGAGACACAUGCCAAUGGUUUAUCAUAUCCAUUUUAUCUUCCUGUAUUCCGUCCCUGUGUGUAACAUCCACGCCGUCCUGCUGUAUGCAGUCACUGACUGUUCUGUCUGGUUCACCGUCACUUUCACCUUUGAUCGCUUUUUGGCCAUUUGUUGCCACAAGCUGAAAAGUAAAUAUUGCAAAGAGAAAACGGCGGCUGUGGUUCUGGGCACAGUGUCUGUGCUGAGCUGUUUAAAGAACACUUUCUGGUAUUUUAUGCUCACAGCUCACUAUUGGCUGAUGAACAGGCCUUGGUUUUGCCGUGUAACCAAUGACGUUCGGGAAUCUCGGUUCUGGGUCAUCAUCGAGUUUCUCCAUCACAUUCUCACCCCGGCUCUCCCGUUCGUCCUGAUUCUGCUGCUCAAUGUUUUCACCGUCCGGCACAUUCUCGUGACCAGCCGAGCCCGUGGGAGGCUCAUUGGUCAAAGUGCCAGAGACCCAGAAAUGGAGAGCCGAAGGAAAUCCAUCAUUUUACUCUUUGUUAUCUCAGCAAAUUUCAUCCUGUUGUGGUCAAUGAUAAUGGUCUACUCAAUAUGGAACAGAAUGUUGUAUUUACGCUAUCUGUCUGUCUGGAUAGACGAUUUUGUCCAGGAACUGGCCUUCAUGCUGCAGCUCCUCAGUUGCUGCACAAACACUGUGAUUUAUGCUGUGACACAGACCAAGUUCAGAGAGCAGCUGAAGAGUGUGUUGAAAUAUCCCUUUACUUCAAUUCGUCAAUGCAUUCCUUCGUUCUGA